Alosa alosa (allis shad) is the source of this 411-nucleotide messenger RNA. RefSeq names its product histone H2A, sperm-like. The transcript has a single exon. Gene Ontology annotation, molecular function: structural constituent of chromatin; DNA binding; protein heterodimerization activity. NCBI's taxonomy places the organism in Eukaryota, Metazoa, Chordata, Actinopteri, Clupeiformes, Clupeidae. Bases 1 to 411 code for a protein of 136 amino acids. The record is from RefSeq and is a predicted model, not a curated record. Gene Ontology annotation, cellular component: nucleosome.
AUGUCUGGUCGGGGGAAAAAAGUUGCUGUUCCUGCUGUCAAGACCAGCACGACCCGCUCUGCCCGUGCCGGUUUGCAAUUCCCUGUUGGUCGAAUUGCUCGCUUGCUGCGCAAAGGCAACUAUGCAGCGCGCAUCGGAAGCGGGGCGUCUGUCUACAUGGCUGCUGUAAUCGAAUACCUGUGCGCUGAAAUUUUGGAGUUGGCUGGUAAUGCCAGCAAGGAUAACAAGAAAAAGAGGAUCGGUCCACGUCACAUCCAGCUUGCUGUUAGGAACGACGAGGAGCUCAACAGUCUUUUCGGAGGGGUGACCAUCUCGGAAGGCGGUGUUCUUCCAAACAUCCACGCUCAACUGCUGCCCAAGAAGACCAUGAGUGUUGACGCAAGCAAAGAUGUAAAUUCCCAAGAGUUUUAA